GGAAGCAAAGGAUGACACAUGUGUGAGACGUCGACAUGUUUUAAAGAAUAUCAAAUUGUCAUAGACAUUUAUUCCCCGAAAACGUCAAUUUUAUAUGAGGACAUCGUAACAAAGAAGUCUUGACUCUCCCACAAUGGCCUCAAGUAAAGAAUCCCUUGGGGCAUUGGAGAGUCUGAUGAAUGAUUUUUUUGGACCUACUACUUCUAACGAAAGAAAGAGAGAAAUAGAGGAAAUCCUGAAUAACUUUACCCAGACAAAGGAUUCUUGGCAACAUUGUCUGUACUACCUAGGAAACACCAAUAAUGAAUAUGUGAUGAUGUUCUGUUUGACUGCUAUUGAAAAUUUGAUUCAUAAGCAGUGGGUGGGGUUCCAUGGACAAGCCAAGCUUGAAAUACGUACCCGGUUGAACCAGUUCCUGCUUGACCACCACAAUCAUUGUCCCUCCUUCAUCAAGUUUAAACUGGUCAAGCUUGUUGUGGACAUUGGCCGUAUAGAUUGGCCACAUUUCUAUCCUGAUUUCUUCAGUAGUAUUUUGGAGUUGGUGCAGCGUUCUGACACAACUAUGCUAGGGAUAAUCCUGCUACAUACAGCCUCUGAAGAACUCGCCUCACCCCGUGAGGAUCUCAGCAUGGACAGGAAGGAGGAACUGCAUCGCCUCCUACUAGUACAAGUACCAACUAUACUGGGAAUCCUGAACACUACACUUGAAGCUAUACUGGAGAAGCAUCGACACCUUGUGGCUGCUACGCCCCCUCCCUCACCCACUCAUGGUGGAGAGGAGACAUCUUCACAUAAAUCCUCCUGGAUGUUGUUCUCCUCGUCUCCAGCAGCGGACAGUCUCCUUAGUAACAUGUUUAAAUCACCUGGAAAUCGUGUUCAGUUAGAGGCAUUACCUCCCUUGGAUGACUCUUCAAAGGAAGUGUGUAGUCUAGCUCUACAUUGCCUUGCAGAAUAUUUCAGUUGGAUUCCACUGUCAUCCACGAUAACACCUUCUUUGCUCAGUACCAUAUUUCAUUUCGCAGGAUUUGGAUGUGAAGCCAAAAAAGCUGUUAAUUCAAAUCGGACAACAAAUUUUAGUUCAGACACGUCCUCUCUUGGGAUUUGGGCGAUGAACUGUAUAAAUGAGCUUUUAUCAAAAAACUGUGUUCCUCGGGAGUUUGAAGACUAUUUACUACAAAUGUUCAGACAGACUUUUUAUCUGUUACAAAAGCUUACCAAAGACAGUAGUACAAAUGCUACAGGGAAUAGACUAUCAGAAAUUGAUGAAAGUUACAUUGAGAAAUUUACAGAUUUCUUAAAGUUGUUUGUGAGCGUUCAUCUGCAGAGAUUUGAAGCCAACAUACAGUUUCCUGUUUUGGAAUUUCUAGCCUUACUGCUCAAGUACACAGUUAGACAACCAACAUAUGAAGGUUAUUUCCACUGUCUAGACACCUGGAAUACCUUUCUGGAUUACUUACAUACCAAGUUGAAGGAGAGAACCACAGACAGCAAUCUACUUGUGGCCAGAUACCAGGAGGCACUACUGUCCCUCGUGUCCCACAUUCUUCAGAAGUUACAGUUUCGCUUUAACCAGUCACAGCUCGAGGAACUGGAUGAUGAAAUUCUGGAUGAUGAUUCUGAAACAGAAUGGCAGCACUUUCUAAGGCAAAGUUUGGAGGUGGUUGCGAAGGUUGCAGAAAUUCUCACAGCAGAUGUUUUCAGGUUACUUUAUGAACCAUUCCGGGAACAUCUGGAGAUCUACCUCGGACUGGAACGCUACUUAACAAGUGGUGGCCAAGGACGACAUCUGACAAUAACAGCAGAGAAUGAGUGUCGCCGCCUGCACUGCUCUCUCCGCGACUUAUCUUCUUUGCUACAGGCACUUGGCAGGCUGGCAGAGCACUUCAUCGGGGAGAAAUUCCCAGAGCGAUUCGCUGAUGGGACAAUGCUGAUAACAAGGUUGAUCCAUACUGUUGUGUAUGGUACAAAAACACGCCUGUUUGAGGUGACAUCCAGUGUACAGAAUGUCCUUCAUACAGACUUCAUUGGAGUGCAUGCCCAGGCUAUUGCGUCAAUGAAGGCUUAUGCCCAUUGGUUAGGUCAGUAUCAUAGCGAGUCCCAGCGUGUACAGGAGGAGAAGGAGAAGUUUGCCACACUUCUUUCUUCACUACUCGACUCUCUCAUACCUCUCAUCACUAAGGAGACACCAGAGAAAAUCAUCCACUCUGCUGUCCACUUGGUGUUAUCCAUAUCCACUACAGUUCGGCCACGAUUCCUCCUUCAACUGACCGGUAUCCAGUCCAUGUUCCAGGUGGCAAGUCAUGGAGGCUACGACCACCUGUCUAAUGAGGUCCAGCUGUUACUGUACCGAUCGUUAAGUAAUUGCCUCCUGUUGGCAUGGCCUAACUUACCAGAUGGAGAACAGGAUUGGGGCAGCCGUGCUGCACACCAUGUCACCUUUGUAGGUCAGCUGUCACGUAACUUCCUUCAGCUCAAACCCAGGGUAGCUGUGCUGGCUGCUGACAAAGCCCUACAAGAGGAAGCUAAGCCAAUCAUCAAAAAGAUACUACACAUUUUUGAGGACUGGAUUGAGGCUAUAGCAGGAGAAGUGGUACGAAGUAAACAGCUGUGUUACCAGUCACUACAGGAAGUUAUCCAAGUAGCGUUGUUGGUGUUCCCUGUCUAUCUUCAACAGCCAGAUGUCAUCGAUAAUUUCAUGAGUUUUUUCUUGGCAUUAUUCCAAGGAUUGAGAGUCCAGAUGGGGGUGCCAUUUACAGAACAAACAAUUCAGACAUUUAUGGGACUGUUCACAAGGCAACAGUUGGCAGAGACAAUCAGUCAUGGUAGCAAUGCAGCUCAGCGAGUUAUAGAAAAAUUUUUGAAGAUUCUAGAGCUGAUUGUACAGGAGCCAGGCUCAGCAUUCAAAGCGUUCUUACCAAAUGUUAUAUCUAUUUGUAUGGAUCAUGUAUAUCCUAUUAUAGCACAGCGUCCAACUCCCGAUAUCAAACAAGGGCUGUAUGAAUUGUUACACACUUUGUUGAUGAAUAAUUGGCGACAUUUCUUCAAAGGGUCAGUUUUGACUAUGCUUCAGUCCAAGACUGAGGAAGUUGAGAAUGCUGGCCAAUUUACUCUAAUAAUGCAGUCAUAUGGACAGUCGUUCCUGCAGUCAGAUAUAGAAGUUUUCAGACAGAACCUCAACUCUCUCCAACAACUCAACUCAAAGUGGAAGCUGUACCAGAAGCCAAUCUUUAAAGAUGUGAUGCUGUUCCAAUUUAUAAGUGUGCUCCUUCAAGUUCUACUCCACAAGUCACAUGACCUGCUCCAGGAGGAGAUCGUUAUGACAAUAUAUAACAUGGCAUCAGUAGAUUUUGAGAAAUUCUAUGCAGAAUUCUUACCACAAUUUGUUGGGGACUAUGAUGGUGUGGAUAAUAACCAGAAGACUAUAUUAGGCCAAAAUUUCAGGCUUGAUCAGGACUUGCCAUCAUUUACACAGAGUGUCCAGCGCCUUGUGAAUGAUCUUCGUUUCUACAGACUUGUAAACAGCAGUUUACCUGAGGGUUCUGUUAAAUUCUAAUUUCGGUUUUAUCUGUCGACAGUGGAAACUAAUGUACCCCCACACUGAACAGCUAUGCUCUGUUAAACAACUCCAGGCCCCACACUGUACAACCAUACACUGUUAAACAACUCCAUGCCCCACACUGUACAACCAUACACUGUUUACUAACUCCAGGCCCUACACUGUACAACCAUACACUGUUAAACAACUCCAGGCCCCACACUGUACAACCAUACACUGUUAAACAACUCCAGGCCCCACACUGUACAACCAUACACUGUUAAACAACUCCAGGCCCCACACUGAACAACCAUACACUAUUUACAAACUUCAGUCCACAUACUGUAUCAUCAUACUCACUAUACCAAAUUCUGGCACAGAUUAUAUGGAUAAAAACACCAUCAAGAUCAUAGAUUUAAAUGGAAAUAUUUUUGCUAGUUGUUUUUCUUCAGAAAAGUUCUGUAUACAGAAGACCUUAGUUGGUUCAAACACCUUUGUAUCCUGACAGAUUUAUCCUGAUUUUUUUAACUGCGAGGAUUGAAAGGUUACGUCCCUUUUAUCACACAACAAUCAAGAAGUCUGUUUGAUUUAUAUGAGGUUAAUAUUUGAUGUUUAUACUACUUAUAUAAUGAGCCAUUAACUCUCCCUAAUUGAAGCCAAGCUUGACAUUGGUCGAUUUUACUUACAUAUGGUUUACUUAACCAGCUCAUGAACUGUAUGAUUUACCUCACACCUUUACUUUAGUAGGAAAAGAUAUUCUGAUAUUCCGCUAGUAUUUUAAUGUAAGAGGGAUGUAAGGAAUUAUGUUUCGAACCCAGUUUAUUCAAUUAUCUUGAUUAUCAUUUAUUUCUCAUUAUUGAUCAAUGACAAUGCAUUGAUAAUACACCAAAUCACAAAAAAUUAUAAGCACUGUGAGUUUUUGUAACGUGUCAAUUUAGAUACCAAAAAAUAGAAAAGUGUGUAAUUUUUGUUUAUUGAUUGUCAGCAGGUUGACGAUUUGUGACAGUAUUAUUGUAUAUAUAGACUAAUGAAAAAUUUCUUUGUAAGAUCAUUGUAUGUAUUGCAUGUAUUUAAAAUCUGUCAUCAAGUUUCAAGUAAGUUUAUGUCAUGGCGUAGCGACAUGUGUCAAUACAUUCAUGCAUCCAUUUGUUAUCUUUCUGUAGGAUAUGUAACAUCCUCAGGAGAGAACAAUCCCGAGUAGAGAAGGUGGGGACUCCUUCUUGAAUUUUUGGGUUUGCUUUUAAUUCUUUUCCUUAACACUGAUUGAUAUUCUCACUUAACAUGGUCUGAAACAAUCAAAGAGGCAGUGCAGUCAUAUUUUGUAUAAAUCAAGUUGUUGGAUUCCUGUUUGGGCCAAAAAUGUGAUUUCAGAAGUUGUGCUUUGGGACAGCCCUUUUCGUAAAUACCAUGGCCUGUUUUUGUAUGGUAUAGUCACAUGGGGUUUGGGGCAAGGAAGUGCAGAAGUGAAAUGCAAGAUAAUUUAUUACAAAAAACCUUAUUCAAUAUACACCACAUAACUACAAUGAAAUCUGGUAAAAUAUUAAUGAUCAUUGAUAUUUUAGUGUAAUCUUACUUUGGCACCUUUCAUGCUGAAAUUUUUGUACCAACAUAUGAUUGCAGUAGAUGCCGUUUCCAUGUGCUGCUUACAUAGUAAUUAUUGUUACCGUGCUAUGUGCCAAAAAGUGACAAUGUGCUAACAUUUGAUUGUGCUAUAUGAAGUACAUUUUAAGAUGAUGCUACCCAAAUUUGAACACUUUUUGAAGAAAUUAAAAAUAUUUCUACUGAAAAAUUCUGUUCGUCUAUAAAAAAUUUCUUCCUUUUAUUGAUGUUAAGCUAUUUUUUUUAGUAUAUUUAGUCACUUGUCCAUCAAAAAAUAUUCAUCUCAGCAAUACUUUUCUUUGUCUAAAACAUCAUUGUAUAUUUGUAUUCUC
This is a messenger RNA of Ylistrum balloti, 5466 nucleotides long. RefSeq names its product exportin-6-like. Gene Ontology annotation, biological process: protein export from nucleus. The transcript is spliced from 24 exons. NCBI's taxonomy places the organism in Eukaryota, Metazoa, Mollusca, Bivalvia, Pectinida, Pectinidae. The coding region runs from base 134 to 3553 and encodes 1139 amino acids. The record is from RefSeq and is a predicted model, not a curated record. Gene Ontology annotation, molecular function: small GTPase binding; nuclear export signal receptor activity.